Molecule: messenger RNA, 690 nt
Organism: Bacidia gigantensis
Lineage: Eukaryota; Fungi; Ascomycota; Lecanoromycetes; Lecanorales; Ramalinaceae
Exons: 1
Coding region: 1-690 (229 amino acids)
Source: RefSeq, a predicted model, not a curated record
AUGGCCCUAACAAUCCACCACCUCCAAACCUCCCAAUCCGAGCGCCUCCCCUGGCUCUGCGAAGAACUCAAUAUCCCCUACACCCUCGUGCUCCACCAACGCGCCCCCAUCUUCUCCCCCGAAUCAAUCAAAACCCUGCAUCCCCUGGGUUCCGCGCCCAUCCUCCAAGACGGCGACCUCACCCUCGCAGAAUCCUCCGCUUGCGUCGAAUACAUCAUCAACAUCUACGGCGGGGGCCGGUUGGCGCUUAAACCGGGGCACAAGAAUUACGCGGCUUACCUCUACUGGUUCCAUUUCGCCAACUGUACUCUCCAACCUGCGAUAUUGAUGCAAUUGCAGCUGUCGCGUAUGGAUCCGGAGAGUAAGAGUCCGGCGACUACGAGGGCGAGGGAGAGGUUUGAGAAGUUGCUGGGGUUUGUGGAUGGGAGGCUGAGGGGGAGUGAAUGGUUAGCGGGGGAGGAGUUUACGGCGGCGGAUGUUAUGACGGUCUUUAGUUUUACUACUAUGAGAGUGUUUUAUGGGUUUAGUCUGGGGGGUUAUGAGGGGAUUUUGGAGUGGUUGAGACGGUGUGUGGGGAGGAGAGCUUAUGUGAACGCGAGGGAGAAGGCGGAUAGGGGGUUGGAGUUGAUGGUAGGGAGCGAGGCGCCGAGGGGCUUUGUGGAGAGGUUGAAGUCCGAGGGGAAGCUGUAG